AUGUAUGGUCACACAACCAUAGAUAAGGCUGAAAAGUACAGCAUUUUCCUCACAGGACCAUGUUCUUUUACCAAGGAAGGAGAGGAAAAUAAAUGUUGUGGAACCUCUGACAGUCUUUGCCACAGGGACUUUGACUUCCAAUACCCCAGAGAAACCAAGGACUUUGAAAGCAUUUUUUUCCCAGAUGACUUUUUUACCCAUUGUUUUAGAGCACUCUGCUGCAAGGGUCCACCGCCUGCACGCCCGGAGUAUGACCUGGUCUGCAUAGGCCUCACGGGCUCUGGCAAGACCAGCCUGCUGUCCAAGCUCUGCAGUGAAAGCCCUGACAGUGUUGUGUCAACAACAGGUUUUAGUAUAAAAGCAGUGCCAUUCCAGAAUGCCAUCUUGAAUGUAAAAGAACUCGGAGGGGCUGAUAAUAUCCGGAAAUACUGGAGCCGCUACUACCAAGGAUCUCAAGGGGUAAUAUUUGUAUUAGACAGUGCCUCUUCAGAAGAUGAUUUAGAGAUUGCUAGAAAUGAACUGCACUCAGCUCUUCAGCACCCACAGUUAUGCACUUUACCCUUUUUAAUAUUGGCCAAUCAUCAAGACAAGCCAGCUGCUCGGUCAGUACAAGAGGUCAAAAAAUAUUUUGAACUUGAACCACUUGCACGUGGAAAACGCUGGAUUCUGCAGCCCUGCUCGCUGGAUGACAUGGAGGCACUGAAAGACAGCUUCUCUCAGCUGAUAAGUUUGUUAGAAGAAAAAGACCAUGAAGCUGUAAGAAUGUGA
Molecule: messenger RNA, 768 nt
Organism: Rangifer tarandus platyrhynchus (Svalbard reindeer)
Lineage: Eukaryota; Metazoa; Chordata; Mammalia; Artiodactyla; Cervidae
Source: the annotation of a GenBank genome assembly